Molecule: messenger RNA, 2217 nt
Organism: Dermacentor silvarum
Lineage: Eukaryota; Metazoa; Arthropoda; Arachnida; Ixodida; Ixodidae
Product: neprilysin-1-like
Exons: 5
Coding region: 1-2217 (738 amino acids)
Biological process (GO): protein processing
Cellular component (GO): plasma membrane
Molecular function (GO): metalloendopeptidase activity
Source: RefSeq, a predicted model, not a curated record
AUGAACGAGUCUGCGGAUCCCUGCACCGACUUUCACGCCUACGUCUGUGGCGGCCGGGAUGGCGACCGGGACGCCGAGAGCACGAUCGGCACCCUGGAGCGCGCAUAUCGUCGCGACGUCGUGGAAGCGCUCGGAAAUGUUACGCCCAGCCCCAGCAGGUGCCGAGCGUCGCCGCACAUCCACGUGGCGCGCCGCAGGUUGUCCCGGACUCUGGUUUGCUGCAGUGUCGUCGCCUCGGCCGUUGCCGUGGCCGCGCUCUCGCUGCUCGUGAUCCGCCACGGCGCCAUACGAGCGCCUCCAUCCUUGUGCGAGACUGGGGACUGCGUCCGGCACGCCCAGUCCAUUCUGGCCACCAUGAACGAGUCUGCGGAUCCCUGCACCGACUUUCACGCCUACGUCUGUGGCGGCCGGGAUGGCGACCGGGACGCCGAGAGCACGAUCGGCACCCUGGAGCGCGCAUAUCGUCGCGACGUCGUGGAAGCGCUCGGAAAUGUUACGGCUUUCCUGACAGCGCGCGAGAUCCCCACAGCGGCCAUUAAAGCAUUCACCGCCGUUGCCGACUGCUUGAGCGGGAGAGAUGAAGCGACCACGCAAAACUUCACGGAGUUCAUGAGGGCUCGCGGAGUUCCCUGGCCACAUCAACCAAAUGCCUCCGUAAUUGAACGCGGCGCACUGGGUGUACUCGGCGUGCUUCUAGACUUAGCUAUCAAUUGGGGUGUGGGCCUCUGGUUCGAAGUUACCUUGUCACAAGAGAUAUCUCCUUACAGCGUUCCUCUAGUUAUCAUACGAGAAUCUGGACAGCUGCCCCUGCAGCGCAUGGAGCAACUCGCGGGUCUCGACGAGUUCGCAUAUCAAGCUCUGAUUCAAAACAUGUCCCUUCAGCUGUCCGAAAGAGAGGUCACUCUACACGACGCUGCAGUGGCCGAACUACGUGCGGACGAAAACUCCUUCAAAAGGAUACUCGCUGACGGCAAGGGCGAGGACGCCGGCGAAAGGUUCGACACCAUGAUGCGUGUCGGUGACCUCGCGACUGUGUUUGGCGGAGCCGUUUCGCCACUGGAGCUGACGGCACUGCUGGUCAAGCACUUUAGUGACACUGUUUCGAACUUCUCUGCCGAUACCAGAGUGCUCGUCCUGAACAGGAAGCAGUUCGGCCAGAUCGGCAGCCUGGUGGGUUCGCUGCCUCCCCGUCGUCUUCUGAACGUCAUCGGGUGGACUUUCGCGUACAGUUACGCGUGGAUCGCGAACGUCGACGUCCUCUCUGCGCCUCCGCAUGACGAGCUCUACGUUUACGCGCGCUGCUUCGUUGCCGCCCAGGAGUCCUUCGGCAUCGUGCAGGCGGCCCCAAUCUUCCGAGCAGCGUUAAACGCCCAGGAGAGGCAGCGAGUCGUGGAGAUAUUGGAAUGCACUUCGACGACGCUUGCUUCCAUAAUCAAGAAAUCGCCGAGGCCAGCAGAGUCGACGAAGAAGGAAGCGAUAGCGAAGGUCGGUUCGCUUUCAUCGCGCUGGUUGUGGCCGCCUGUGCGCUACCUCUAUGGUCCGUCACUGGACUUGUUGUACUCCAGCUUUCCCGAUGGUGGGAACACUUUCUUCGAAACUUGGAUGCUUUCGAAAGUGGCCCUUAGGGCGGCGUUCAACAGUUCGUACUACGGAAGUAUCAUGACCUCCAGGUACCGGUGGCGAUCGGGCGGCGUGCUCUACCUGUACGCGCUGAACGAGCUUUGUCUGAGCCUUUCGGCGGUGUUUCCACCAUCUUACCUGCAAGGAGGCUCCACAGCCAUGAGCUACGCGGGCCUUGGGUUUCAGCUUGCCAGGCAGAUCGUGCGCUCCGUGGACCUGCGUGGCCGUGCGCUGGACAGGACAGGUCACAGCAAGUGCUGGUGGAAAUUGAGCAAGCGCGGAGAGCGGCCGUGCAGGCUCGACCGUGCAAAGUCUGCCAAGGAGCGCCUGCUAGUGGCCGAUCUAUUUGCCCUCGACGUCGCAUUGGAAGCCAUGAGGGCAAGUUUGUUGCAGGACCCCACCGAGCCACCGCUGCGACUGAAGUCGCUCGAGAGACUGACCGAGGUGCAGACGUUCUACGUCAGCUACUGCAGUCACUUCUGCGGAGAGCCCCGCGGCCUAGUGAUGUGCAACCUGGCCAGGAACGGCUCUGAAUUCGGCAGCGCAUUCGGCUGCCGGCCGAGACCGCAGACGGGGCCGACUUGUCUGUUUGUGUAG